Messenger RNA from Ostertagia ostertagi, 351 nucleotides. NCBI's taxonomy places the organism in Eukaryota, Metazoa, Nematoda, Chromadorea, Rhabditida, Trichostrongylidae. The record is from the annotation of a GenBank genome assembly.
AUGAAAUCAAACAAGAAAACCUCCCCUUUCAGUAGAAUCAAUGAAUGCGGUAUUUCAGGCUUGGACCCACAUUGGGUACGUCAAGCGGACAUCGGUCUACCUCGUCCCGACGUUGUGCUCUUCUUCGAAGUCUCACCGGAAGUAGUUAAACAAAGAGGGGGUUACGGUGAUGAACGUCUUGAGAGCGAUCAGCUCCAACGGAAGGUUCAUCAUGCAAUGAAAGAGCUGAGUAAAUGCUACUGGCAGACUGUAAAUGCCGACGGGGAUAUGGAAACGGUCGAGGCAGUCGUUCAGGAUAUCUAUUCGAAGAUUUCGCGAGAAGAACCUCUGGGAAAAAUCGAUUCUAUUUGA